AUGACGGUGUGCCUUGCUACAGGCGCAUCCGAGACAGUGAACAAACGUGAAGUUGGAAUCCACUACACGCUAGAAGGAAAACAGUACGAUGAUGACUCUAUCGUGUCAGAUUUGGAUGACAAAUUUGAUGGCAUCCUUGGUCUGCCAUGGCUUAAAAAGUACCGGCCAUGGGUUGACUGGCAGCAUCGAUCCGUGAAGAUGCCUGCCGUUUGUUCAUCGGGUCUCCAUCUGAUGAGCGUCUUGGAGCGUCCACAAGCGUGUGGAUGUACUACGAGUGAGUGCGAUGGCCUCACUUGUGGUACGGACGUUAGUACGAUUGCACAAGCUCACAGUGUAGAAGGCCACUACACUGUGGAACCAGCUUCCGGCACCUGUGUAGAGACACAGGCUGCGCCGAAGGUUCACCACUCGAAAAGACAGAGUGGACUGGAACACGAAUGCACACCAAGAAGGUUGCAUCCGAGAAGAGAGACCAGUGUUGUUCAGUAUGGACAACACGUUGAAGCGAGAUCGACUAUCAGAGAGUCGAUCGUCGAGCAAGCCCGCUCGACUGAAAGAGAGUCGAUCGAAGAGGACGUGACCGUGAUAGUACCCGUAUCGGAAGAAAGUUCCGGCGUUCCUGAGAGCAAUACCGUGAUAGUACCCGUAUCGGAAGAAAGUUCCGGCGUUCCUGAGAGCAAUAACUCCCUAAAGAAUUAUGUUGAAGGUGUAUCCCAACCACCUGCGAAUGUGUUUUCCCAGAGAAUCACCGAGACAGUGAAUGUCUUGGUGAAUGACGGAUCAAGUGUAGGCGCUUAUGCGCUUGAUCUGGUUACACCUCCGAAGUCAGCUUCGGAAGUAAUCAAGUUGCCAACGCUAGAAUUCUAG
Messenger RNA from Peronospora matthiolae, 867 nucleotides. NCBI's taxonomy places the organism in Eukaryota, Oomycota, Peronosporomycetes, Peronosporales, Peronosporaceae. The record is from the annotation of a GenBank genome assembly.